GGGCGGGCGGGAGGAAGGGGUGGAGGUGCGAGGGGAGGAGGGCUGGCACCGGAGCGCCGCGGUGUCGGUGCAAUAAAAAUGCAUCCCAUGGAACUGCCCAUGGAGAAGGACGGGACCGAGACGCAGCAGCAAGAGGACGUGGUAAAAGCGGAGGAGGACGCCCAGGAGGCGGUGGCGGCGGCGGCGGCGGAGGCGGCCGGGAAGUGAAAGGUCUCGCAAAGUUCAGCGGUUGCUGCGGACGCCGAGCCCCGGGCUAGCGGCGGAGGAGCCCGCAGGACCGCUCCGCGAGGCAGCGCGGCCAGGCGGGCUAUGGUGCCGGGGCUCCCGCCGCCCCCGAGGUGCCCGCGCCCCUCCAGGCCGGUGCGCGAGGGUCACGCCACCACCCGGCGCGGCCCCAGCCCGCAGCUCCCCGCCGCCGGCGCCCACUGACCGAGCCUGGCGCCCCAGGAGGAGGAAGAAAUAAAGAGCCCCGGUUCCUCCCGAGGACUGCUGGCGCUUCAUCCCGCAGCCGCGAGGGCUCGACUCCCUCCCGCACCCGCCCGGCCCGGGUCCUCCCGGCUCCUCCCGGCCAUGGGGAGCUGCGCGCGGCUGCUGCUGCUCUGGGGCUGCUCCGCGGUGGCCGCAGGACUGAGUGGAGUGGCUGGAGUGAGUUCCCGCUGUGAAAAAGCCUGUAACCCUCGCAUGGGAAAUUUGGCUUUAGGAAGAAAACUCUGGGCAGACACCACCUGUGGUCAGAACGCCACUGAACUGUACUGCUUCUAUAGCGAGAACACUGAUCUGACUUGUCAGCAGCCCAAAUGUGACAAAUGCAACGCUGCCCAGCCUCACCUGGCUCACCUGCCAGCUGCCAUGGCAGACUCAUCCUUCAGGUUUCCUCGCACGUGGUGGCAGUCUGCUGAGGAUGUGCACAGAGAAAAGAUCCAGUUAGACCUGGAAGCUGAAUUCUACUUCACUCAUCUGAUUAUGGUGUUCAAGUCCCCCAGGCCGGCAGCCAUGGUGCUGGACCGGUCCCAGGACUUUGGGAAGACAUGGAAGCCUUACAAGUACUUUGCAACUAACUGCUCGGCUACAUUUGGCCUGGAAGAUGAUAUUGUCAAGAAGGGAGCUAUUUGCACUUCUAGAUACUCCAAUCCUUUCCCGUGCACUGGAGGAGAGGUUAUUUUCAGAGCUUUGUCACCACCGUAUGAUGUGGAGAACCCUUACAGUGCCAAACUGCAGGAGCAGCUAAAGAUCACCAACCUCCGUGUGCAGCUGCUAAAACGACAGUCUUGUCCCUGUCAGAGAAACAACCUGAAUGCAAAGCCUCAACAUUUUACGCACUAUGCAAUCUAUGAUUUCAUUGUCAAGGGCAGCUGCUUCUGUAAUGGCCACGCUGAUCAGUGUAUACCUGUUGAUGGCUUCAGACCUGUCAAGGCCCCUGGAGCAUUCCACGUGGUCCAUGGAAAGUGUAUGUGUAAGCACAACACAGCAGGCACCCACUGCCAACAUUGUGCACCUUUAUACAAUGACCGCCCCUGGGAGGCAGCUGAUGGCAAAACAGGGUCUCCAAAAGAGUGCAGAACCUGCAAGUGCAAUGGACAUGCUGAUGCCUGUCACUUUGACAUUAAUGUGUGGGAGGCAUCAGGGAAUCAUAGUGGUGGCGUCUGCAAUGACUGUCAGCACAACACAGAAGGUCAGCAUUGCCAACGAUGUAAGCCAGGCUUCUACCGGGACCUCCGAAGACCUUUCUCUGCCCCAGAUGCUUGCAAAUAUUUACUUUCUGUAGGUAAAUGUGAGUGUAAGGAACAGGUGUUAAGAAACUCCAAGGCAUUCUGUGGAAUGAAAUAUUCAUACGUGCUAAAAAUAAAGAUUUUAUCAGCUCAUGAUAAAGGAUCUCAUGCUGAGGUCAAUGUGAAGAUUAAAAAAGUCUUAAAAUCCACCAAAUUGAAAAUUUUACGAGGAAAACGAACAUUAUAUCCAGAAUCAUGGACUAACAGAGGCUGCACUUGUCCAAUCCUCAACCCUGGUUUGGAGUACCUUGUAGCAGGACAUGAGGAUGUAAGAACAGGCAAACUAGUUGUGAAUAUGAAAAGUUUUGUCCAGCACUGGAAACCAUCUCUUGGAAGAAAAGUCAUGGAUAUUUUGAAAAGAGAGUGCAAGUAACAGAAAAGGUGUAUAGCACAUAAUGGCAAUUCUCUAUGUACAAAACACAAACAUAAUGGAAAGGAGACCUCAAAGAUGAAACUGGAAUUUUUUUUUAGUGCCAAAAUAUAUAGAAAUGUUCCAAUGCAUGGCCCUUGUCUACCCCAUCUCUUUUGGGCCCAUGUUUAAAUACAGUUUGUUUCAUAAAGUGGAAUGAAAAAAUCCAAUACCGAUACCUAUUUUCUAUGGGACUGAUUCUGAAAUUCAUAACUAUUAAGAAUAUUUUAAUAGCAGUAAGAUAUUUAGCAGUAAUCCAUUAAGGGCAAUGCACCUAACAAGGACUCCUCCCAUCUUCAGAUAUGUUACUUACAUUUGUGCUACUUGAAGUAAUUAAUGAGAUUUUAAGGAAUCCCCAACCCUAGUAUCAGAAAAGGUGUUUCUUUAAAAGAGCCUUCUCUUGCGUGAUGUGUGUGAACUUUGGUCUGUGGGGUGUUAAAUGGAACCUCUCCACAUGUAUAUAGUAUUUCAUUGUAUAAAGCACUUUACUACCUAUCACUUGUGUUGUGAAAGUUUGGAGACUGCCGUUGACAGAAAAAAAGAAAAAAGAAAAGGGCAUGUAAGAAAACCUGCUGAAACAGAAGCACUAUCGCUACGCGCGGAAAAAAAGUGACCACAAAAUGGAAGUUGUACUCUUUAAACUUGAAUACUUGAGAGUAACUAUGUGAAGAUGCAACCUGAAAGGAGAAUAUGUUUGCAUGAAGUCUCAGCUUUGGGAUAGAGGUUAGAUUCCACAGAUACCGGCCAUGAUGAAACUUUUAAAAAAACUGAACAAGAAGAGACUCUAAAAUAAGAGAAAGGAGUCAUAAGUGUAGAAAAUGCUUGGAUAAAGAGGAAAUGGACUUUAAAUUUUAAAAAGCCCAUUUAUUUGCAAUGCACUUGUAUACACUUCACAAAUUAUUGUAGACACAAUUUGUUUUGUUUUUGUGUUUAGUAUUUAAACCUGAAUAUGGAAACAGUUUCCUCCUUGUCUUUAUUAGCAGUAUAUGGUCAUUCUAUUCACUCAUUUUUUGACUCAAUGUAUGUGAUAGUUCACCAAAUUACAGUUUUUCAUUAUUAUUUCUCUUCUGUACUCAUGCAUAACCACUAUACAUAUCGUUUCUUCUGUACUUGAAUAUAUAAAACGUGAACCACAGUGCCAUAAGAUUAACUUCACAUACAGAACAUAUUUUUCCUGAGGUCCUGUGGACUUGCAAAAUAUAUAUAUAUAUUGCUCUGUUAAUUUUUUAUAUUUCAUAUAUGUAAUAAAGGAAUAUGAUCUCCUGA
This is a messenger RNA of Balaenoptera acutorostrata (minke whale), 3444 nucleotides long. It is a transcript of the gene NTN4, whose product is annotated as netrin 4. Gene Ontology annotation, cellular component: laminin trimer. The transcript has 8 exons. NCBI's taxonomy places the organism in Eukaryota, Metazoa, Chordata, Mammalia, Artiodactyla, Balaenopteridae. Gene Ontology annotation, biological process: cell migration; substrate adhesion-dependent cell spreading; basement membrane assembly. The record is from RefSeq and is a predicted model, not a curated record. The coding region runs from base 571 to 2142 and encodes 523 amino acids. Gene Ontology annotation, molecular function: protein binding.